This is a messenger RNA of Nerophis lumbriciformis (worm pipefish), 1843 nucleotides long. RefSeq lists its product as uncharacterized. Gene Ontology annotation, biological process: regulation of transcription by RNA polymerase II. The record is from RefSeq and is a predicted model, not a curated record. Lineage: Eukaryota; Metazoa; Chordata; Actinopteri; Syngnathiformes; Syngnathidae. Gene Ontology annotation, molecular function: DNA-binding transcription factor activity, RNA polymerase II-specific; RNA polymerase II cis-regulatory region sequence-specific DNA binding.
CAACGCUUCGAUGCUAACCUGAGACAAAGGGCGAAUACGACGAAUGUAUUAUUAUUAUUAUCAUUAUUAUUAUUAUUGCUAUAAUAUUCAUCAAGCAAUUUAAAAAUGUUGAAAGAGUUGGUGCGGGAGCGACUAAUGGUGGCAGCGGAUGAAAUAUUCGCGCUGUUUGAAAGAACGAUAGCGUCGUACGAGAAGGAACUUUCUAGAAGAAUCGAGAAGGAGCGACUGGGAGCUGCUGGAACAACUAAAGUCGUGUUACAUCCCCAAGAAGCCCAGGAGCCGAUUCUGCAACAAGAACGUCCCCCUCAGCCACAGGAGGGAAUCUCCGCUUGGAACCAGGAGGAUCCACAGCCCCCCCAUAUUAAAGAUGAAGAGGAGGAACCAUGGAUCACUCAGAAGGGAGAUUAUCUUCUCGGACCAGAGGAAGCGGAUCUCGCCAAGUUGCCACUGACCGUUGUCUCCGUGAAGACUGAAGACGAUGAAGAGAAACCACCCGAGUCCUCUCAGCUUCAUCACAGUCCAGGUGAGGAGACCAGAUGGGCGGAGCCUCCUGGCUGUAGCUCAACACAACACAUGACAACAGAAGCUUAUGGAGACCACUGUGGGGGGUCGCAAGCAGAUAGUGAGACAGAGGACCGGGACAACGCCCAAGAACCUUUGAGCAGCGAUGCACACUGUGAAGGCGACGCCGACAACAAACACUCCAAAAAGAAGGCCGGUAGAAAAUGCUCAUUUUGUGACAGAAGUUUCUGCAACAAAAAGGAGUUUGCCCGACACAUGACCUCUCACAAACCUUUCAGUUGCUUACUUUGUGGCAACACCUUUACUCGCCGGUCCACUUUGAAGAGGCACAUGAUAACCCACACCGGAGUAAAACCCUUCAUUUGUUCAGUGUGCGGCGAAAGAUUCACACAAAAGUCCAACUUGAAAACGCACAUGAGAACACACACUGGAGAAAGACCCUUUAAAUGCUUGCUUUGUGGCAAAACCUUCUCUCACAAGUCCAAUUUGCUCUCACACAUUAGGACACACACCGGGGAGAAGCCCUUCAUUUGCUCCAUUUGUGGCGAACGAUUCUCUCAAAAGGAAAUACUGCGAAGGCACAUGAAAAGACACACCGGGGGAAACCCUUUUUAGAGGUUUGUGACUAAAGGUUCUCUCUGACGACAUGCGUGGUAAAACAGGAGAACACACGCAGGAAGAUGUCAACCUUGUAAAUGAUCAGUUUGUGGCCCAAAGACUUUGUCUUUGAAGAGUGACUCCAUGCUGGCAGUGUGGUGUCGCAUACAAAUCAAGCGUUCCAAUGACUUCAAAUUAUUUAUUUUGCUUGCUUUAAUGUAAAAACACAACCUGCCAGGUUAAGUAUCAGCUCAAAUCAGCAACUAACUCCUACCACCUCAUCAUCAUCAUCAUCGGCAGUCACUCGAAGCGAGUUUGACGAUCCUCCUGGUAGGGGUGUAUCCCUUUAUGGAGGGCGCGUGACUUUGUUUAACGUGGGGAGACUGGUGCACAGACAGUCACCACACAAUCCUUGACAGAUAGUCCAAGACGACUGGGGACCCUUUUCUGCUGCAGCCUUCUUCCGCCAUCCCAGCCGUUGUGACGCUCCAUAGGGUUAGCAAUCAUCCUCCGCCUGUUCCACCGUUGAGGUCUUGGGUUGUAAGUCCCCCAUAACUGGGCCCACAUGGAUGUGGGGGUGCCUUCUUCCGCCAUCGCAGCCGUUGUGGUGGUUCUUACAUCCACCAUCUUCCGCCUGCUCCGCCGUUGAGGUCUUCACCGUAUCCCUGGCUUUGACACACUUGUGAUUUAGGGCUAUGUAAAUAAACUUUGAUUGAUUGAUUGA